AUGCGUUAUCACUUGGCAACAACACUUGGUCUCUUACUUUGUUUGAAUUCGGGCGCCGCUCAAGUGGAGCAGUUGAAUCCGGGAAGAUACUAUGCGAAAGCCGCUCCGGUGCUCACUCCAGAUCUGUUACGGCCUUGCUUGACACCUCCAUGUCCAGUAGCUACGAUGGGGCCGGGGCCAGCAGGACCGGCGCCUGGAGGACCAAUGGGUCCAGGACCCGAAGACAACCUUCCAACCCCUCCACCAGAGUACCCAUCCCAGCAGCCAGUGUAUCCGGGUGGACAGACGCCACAAGGGUAUCCAGCUCAAGGGCAACAGGGGUAUCCACAACCUGGAGCGCCUCAAGCUCCUCAAGGGUAUCCUCAGCAGGCGCCACAGGCUCCACAGGCUCCUCAAGGCUAUCCCCAACAGUACCCUCAGGGACCACAACCUGGAGCUCCACAGGCUCCUCAAGGCUAUCCCCAGCAGUCUCCUCAGGCUCUCCAGGGAUACCCCCAGCAGGCCCCACAAGGAUAUCCUCAACAAGCUCCCCAACAGUACCCACAGCCUCAAGGAGCCCCGCAAGGCUAUCCUCAACAAGCUCCCCAACAGUACUCUCAGGGACCACAACCUGGAGCCCCACAAGGCUAUCCCCAACAAGGACCUCAAGGACCCUACGCUGACCCGGCUCUAGGAUACCCCCAGCAAACGCCACAAGGAUAUGCUCAACAGGCUCCCCAACAAUACCAACAGGUCCCCCAGCAGCCACCAAAAGGAUAUCCUCAACAAGCUCCUCAGACACCCCAAGGUUAUCCCCAAGACCCUUCCCAAUAUGGUCCGGCUCCAGGUCCCCAGCAACAACAACAAAAUCUCUACCCAUCCCAGCAACAACUUCAAGGAUACCCACCACAGCAGCCACAACAGCAGUACCCACAGGCUCCUGGACCCCAACAGUACCCACAAGGUCCGGGACCUCAAGGUUUAGGACCCCAAGGUCUGGGACCCCAAGGCCCCCCACCCCAGCAACAAGUGCCAUCUUACAACCAACCUGAAGCACUCCGCCAGGAAAUCGAUCAAAUCCAGGAGGGACCAAUGGCGCCAACCCGCGGGAACCGUAUUCAGUUUGGAGAUGAAGCGCAAGCGGUUUUCAGCAAAGCAGUGUACAACGCCUUGGGAGCACCUGCUCCACGAGCCGGAGAAUAUUUGCAACCCGCGAGAGCACCUGGCGCGGAGCCAGCUGGAGCCAAGGACCCGUUCACCUAUGCGAAUUACUUCAUUGGAAGUAAUAAGAAAUCGGAUUUGGAUUUGGAGUGA
Molecule: messenger RNA, 1293 nt
Organism: Caenorhabditis remanei
Lineage: Eukaryota; Metazoa; Nematoda; Chromadorea; Rhabditida; Rhabditidae
Exons: 2
Coding region: 1-1293 (430 amino acids)
Source: RefSeq, a predicted model, not a curated record